CUAAUGAAACUUUAUGUCAUUGAUCACAGUCUGUCCUUCAGAUGUUCUCUCCUGCCAUUCCAGAUGAUGUUACCGAUGCAGAACAACUCUACGUACCUCCUCCAUGGGUGGGAUCUCACGGAUCAGAAAGGUCUGUUGGGAGCUCUUCUCUACACUCUGGGUCUCAGUUUAAUUCAUGAGACAUUAAGCGCCUUCAUUAACCUUGCCGAAAACAUCAACGUUGCUAGAUACCUUUUGGAAGGACGCAGCUAUCCGGUGACCUUUCAGCACUGUGUUUUGGCUUUCCUACACAUAUUUCGUGUCUACAUCUGUUGUCUCCUCGUGAUGUCGCUGUUUACGUGGAACACGUGGAUCGUCCUUACCUUGGGACUGGGUUCUGGAGUUGGGUAUCUGAUGAUUCGUCCCUUAAUUUUGUGUCUGCUGCACAAACAACGGAGGACAUUCACUCUUGCUUCUAACCACACCACUGACGAUAAUUCCACGACUGGGGAGCCCCUCUGCAGUACUCCAAACACAGACAUCGACACAUCAACGUCCAUUAGCAAGGACCUGCUCAGUGAAACCAUUGAAUCAACCGACCUGACCUUGCAGUGGGACUACAUGACAGUGGACUUGGAACCCAACAUCUGGAUCCCCCAAUCAAAUUGGGAUGGAUCGACGGAAAUGUUAGACACAGGAUGUGUUGGCAGAAAUUCCCCGGAGCAUUCCACCGUUUCUUGUACUAUGUAUAUGUCAGUGGUGUGAAACAUUACAAUGACAGUGGUCAGACGGUGUUAGAAAUCGACUCCGUCAUCAGAAGAUAUAUGGACAUGCUCCUUCCGUGUUAUUAGAAACACAAAAGUCUGCAUCUUUUAUCGCCUUAAAAUUUCUGUGACU
This is a messenger RNA of Ostrea edulis (European flat oyster), 876 nucleotides long. RefSeq lists its product as uncharacterized. The transcript is spliced from 3 exons. Lineage: Eukaryota; Metazoa; Mollusca; Bivalvia; Ostreida; Ostreidae. Bases 4 to 744 code for a protein of 246 amino acids. The record is from RefSeq and is a predicted model, not a curated record.